CUGUAAUUGUUCGUCGGGCUGCUUCGUCUUGCCCCCGCCGGAGGGAGUGGAUUAUUCCUCGGGGGAUCCCCACAGCUCCUGCGGAAGGUGCUGUGGCUGCAGUUUACUCACCAGAUACCAACCACACACUAAUAUUUGGAGAAACACUUGUAUAGGUACAGUUCUUCACCCAUGAUGCAUUUCAAAGCUGGAUUAGAACUGACUGAAUUGCAGAAUAUGACUGUCCCCGAAGAUGAUAACAUCAGCAAUGAUUCAAAUGAUUUCACAGAGGUGGAAAAUGGCCAAAUAAAUAGUAAGUUUAUUUCGGACCGGGAGAGCAGAAGAAGUCUCACAAACAGCCACCUGGAGAAGAAGAAAUGCGAUGAAUAUAUCCCAGGAACUACUUCAUUGGGGAUGUCUGUCUUCAAUCUCAGCAAUGCAAUUAUGGGCAGUGGGAUUUUGGGUCUUGCUUUUGCCUUAGCCAACACGGGAAUUCUCCUUUUUCUGGUGCUUUUGGUUUCAGUGACACUGCUGUCUAUCUAUUCAAUACAUCUCCUGUUGGUGUGUUCGAAGGAAACAGGCUGCAUGGUGUAUGAAAAGCUGGGUGAGCAGGUCUUUGGUACUCCAGGGAAAAUUAUUAUCUUUGGAUCCACAUCUCUCCAGAACGUUGGAGCAAUGUUGAGCUAUCUCUUCAUAGUCAAAAAUGAGCUGCCUUCCGCCAUAAAGUUUCUGAUGGGAAAGGAAGAAACUUUCUGGGAAUGGUACGUGGAUGGGCGGGUUCUUGUUGUCACCGUGACGUUUGGUAUAAUCCUUCCCUUAUGCCUCCUUAAGAACUUAGGGUAUCUUGGCUACACCAGUGGAUUUUCAUUGAGCUGCAUGGUAUUUUUCCUGAUAGUGGUUAUUUACAAGAAGUUUCAAAUUUCCUGUGGUGUACCAGAGCUAAAUGCAACUUCAGCUAUCCUAUCAAAUAGCUCAGCACAUGAACAUAUGUGUAAGCCAAAGUAUGUUAUCUUUAAUUCCAAGACCGUGUAUGCUUUGCCCACCAUUGCUUUUGCAUUUGUGUGCCACCCCUCAGUCCUCCCGAUUUACAGCGAGCUUAAAGACCGUUCACAGAAAAAAAUGCAGUUGGUUUCUAAUAUCUCAUUUUUUGCCAUGUUUGUGAUGUACUUUAUGACUGCCAUAUUUGGCUAUUUGACUUUCUAUGACGAUGUGCAGUCAGAUCUGCUUCACAAGUACCAGAGCAAAGAUGACAUCCUUAUCCUGACCGUGCGCUUGGCUGUGAUUGUGGCGGUGAUACUCACGGUGCCGGUGCUGUUUUUCACUGUGCGUUCAUCAUUGUUUGAGCUGGCUAGGAAAACAAAAUUUGAUUUAUACCGCCAUGUUUUGGUUACUUUGGUUCUUUUGGUUAUCAUCAACUUGUUAGUCAUUUUUAUCCCAACCAUGAAGGAUAUUUUUGGAGUUGUAGGGGUCACUUCUGCCAAUAUGCUGAUUUUCAUUCUUCCUUCAUCUUUGUAUUUAAAAAUUACACAGCAGGAUGGAUCAAAGUUGACUCAGAGGAUUUGGGCUUCUCUUUUCUUGGCCCUGGGAAUAAUGUUUUCUCUAGUGAGCAUUCCUUUGGUCAUCUAUGACUGGGUUCAAUCAGGAGGCAGUGCUGAAGGCCACUGAAGAUCACCUCCUUUUGAAAAGAGGACACCCCUGUUCGCUACACACCAAAAUCUCAACUAUCCAUUCUGUUACCUAUUCCAUCUUUUGUGAGUUUACUCAAAUCAGAUCCAAAUAAUGACUAUCCAGUACUGAAAAUGCUGUUAUGGGUAUGCUUUCUUGCAGAAAACAGACCCAUUUCUCCAACAGGCAUAUCACUCUGUCACCUGAUACUGAGUUAUCAGACCAGCACCAAUCUGUGUUGUCUGUGGGGCUAUAUAGAGUGCUGCUCACAGGAAUUCAUCACAGUUAAUGUUUCCCCUCUUCCAUCCAUGAAUUGCAUCGUUCAGUUGUUUUCCAUAGCCCUUCAACCAUAACAUCUGCUCUUUUAGGGUAGCAGUGCCUGUUCUUACCAGUUUCAACUGGAGUGAUGUUGGUUCACGCCCUUCCCAUCUCUCUUUCCCUUUAGCUAAAACUAUGCUCACCAAUUGUACGUAUCUGGUUUGUUUGUUGAUUGGUUUGUUCUGUUGCUGUUUUGUCCACCAUUUGCUUCACUGGGUUAAGUGUAGCACUCUGGAGAUGGGCACAAAAAGCACCAUGAGAGGGUAAAUGAGCACUGUAUAUCACAGGUCCUAAAUAUGGUGCUUCUUUCUGAUGUUCUGGCUGGGGAGCCAGGCCCAGGGCUUGGAGGGCUUGGCUCUUUGACAGCUCUGGAUAACAGACCUCUGUGUUUGUGUUUGUGAUGGGGUUCAGGGAGCAGCAGAAGGAUGGCCACCACCAUCAUUCCCCUCACACAGUUCAGCUGGAGCCUGACUAGAACUAGACUUGACCCAAAACCAGAAGUACUUGGGCCUGAAGAGAAUCAGAUGCUUGGAGAUUUCCAUAGGAAGUCUGUAUUAAUGUUCUGCUCCUCUCACAAAAAAAAACCCAACAAAAACAAACAACCAAACUGAAAAAAAAAAACCCAAGCUCCAGUUUUAUCAAAACCUAUGCAUUUAAUCAUACCUCAUGCCUUUUCCAUUCUGGGAUUCAUCUGUACACACCUUGUAGAGACUGGCUCAUCUCUUGUGUCCUACCCUCCCUCCACUGAUGUCAGCACAGUUUUUGACAGCCAUGGGAGCAGGAUUUGACUCACCCUGCCAAACUACUGGAUUUCUGAUGGAAAAUGAAAUCUGUAAUAUUUCUCUAAACCAAUCACUUUUUAAUAUUCAAAAUAGUUCAUAUGUGUUUCUCAUUGAUCCUCCAUGACAGUUAAAGACAUUCAAUUACUACUAGCAGAAAACACUGUAACUUGCAUCUGAUAUCCAGAAAACAAGCAUUUGCCUAAUGCCUUAUAGCUGGUGUAGAGACCUGCUUGUAGAGACUCAAAUGCUAAGCAGGCGAUCAUUAAACAUCCUCAGCAGACAUCUUCUAGUGGUGCACUGCCAGCAGUGUAAAUGUGUUUGUGACAUUCACCAUGUGAGCUAAAACGUGUCUCAAAAUAUGAACCCAGCUCCCACUGAAAGAACCAACGGCUAAAGGGAGCCCCACUUUAUACUCAAAAGUUAUACCCUUGAUGUUCUUGAGCCAUACCUGUCAGUAUGUAGUGACCCUCCUGUUUCCAGUAGCUCUGUUGUAACUGUGGAAGGAGACUGUCAUCAGCUGUGGGGAAUUUGUCGUUGCAGUUUGCUCUUUUUAAGUUUAGGGAUGGAGAGUUCAAGACCAUGGGAUUUGUGUGCUAUUGAGUUGCCUAAGCCUUGUCAUAAAUGGCUUGAAGUCACUGGGAGUUGAGACCACAAGAGCGCUUCUCAGGACCUUGAAAGUUGAUUUCUACGGGUAACAUCCAGAGAGGUUAGUUUUGGGCCUUCUUUGGAAUUUGGGCAUAGAGAUGCAGAGGUUUGUGCUGCAGAAACUAAGUCUACUAAAUCCUGACUUCUAGAUCUGUCCCUCAGGCAGGCUGCCCAAAUCCUCACUAAGGACAAAAUUGGAAGCUUUCUCCCUUGCUAGAUUGCAGAGUGAGGUUCCCUUGUUCUAAUUUCCUCCUGGCCUCACAGGCUCCCAAGCACCCCUCAGCCCAGCAUUCAACUCCUGGGCUGAGGUCAUUUGUGCUUUCUUGCAGCUGGUCUCAAACCCUUGCCUGCAGUGCUGCAUGUCACCAUUUCUCUCUGGGCUGUCUCUGUAUGAGCCUGAUCCCUGCCUUUACUCAUGGAGAAUCCCAUACCAUGGCCUACAAGUCCUGUCAAGCUCUGGAGGGAAGAACCUGUACUUGGUUCCUCUCUCCUCACAGCUCGUUCCAGACAUCUUCCCACCUUGGGAUGCAAGUUUGUAGCUCCCCUUUUGCAGGAAUUCAGCCCGUCCUGGUCACUGCAGCAGGAGCCCAGCAUCUCGCAGUUCUCUGACUCAUCUGGAUGGGGCUGCAUUUCAGGUUUUGAGGUGCCUUAUAAUCUCUCUGGAUCUUAUCCUAAAAAAAAUAACUCAGACCUGAGAAUGCUGUACAGUGUUAUCCUCAAGACACUAGGAAUCUUCUGCUUUCCUCUCUCCUUAUACUAUCCUUUUUCUGCUACUGCUUUAAGAGCAAUGCAGCUCUGUCCAUGAGGGGUUUGUGACAGGAGGUCCUGGAAGCAACUUGCAAGUACCCGGGGUAUAGGCUAGCAGUCUGAUUUGCUGCGCAAGGACCUGGCAAGGUCACGAUUGCGACAUCUCCUUCCUGUGUUUAGAAUGCCAGCUAUUGUGUUUUGUCACCCAGCAUCAACUUGAAGGGCUGUUGGGUGACUGCUUGCUCCUUGCAUCUUCACCUAUCACCAUUGCUACCCCUCUCUCUCCUCUUUGUUAUUCUGCCAUCUUCUUUUUUCCAGUUUAUUUGUAUACAGGAUAAAUAGGGACAAGAAUGAGCUGGGUGUGUACAGAGAGUGAAGCUACCCACAGUACUCUACCACCAAAGCAUAGCUUAGAUACUGAAAAAUAGAUACCCAAAAUACGGAGUCUUUAAACAGACUCUGGGGGGGGAAAUAAUUUAAAAAAAAAAAAAUUAAAAAAACAACAGGGAAUUUUUCUUAAACUGAUUUACUGGCAUCAUAUUUAUAGAUAUUUAUGGAAAGGAAUCAUGUGUUUCUUGAUGUCUGUGGUAAUGAACGUGAAAUAACGUGCUGUUUGUUUUCUCAUCAGGUUUAUACAUUCUUAAGAGACCCUGCUGUAACUGUCAACAUCAGUGAUGGAUGACAAUAUUUGUAUGAGGUUAUCUGUAAAAUGUACUGCUGUUAUUCAGUUCAUUUGGAAUAGUGAACUUGUAGCCAACAAUGUACAAGCCCCACAUUUUAGUUAGGAUUUUUAAGAGCACAGUGAAAUGUUGUAGGAGUUUCUCUGAUGUUAAAUUAAUAGGAUACAGAGAACCAUAUCUACUCAGUAGGUGGUAGCAUGCUUUCUUUUCAUAGGGAGUUUAUCACUGUUGUGAGAACUGUCAUAGCCUGGAUGCAAAAUUGCUCCUAGUAAUAACUGCAACAAAAUAUUUUAAAAUUCUUGUUUGCCUAAUGGCAACAUUGAGUGGUGAUAGACAAGGAAAGACUAAUUAGAGGCAGGAGUUUGUCAGAUUGUAGUAGUCAAUCCUACACUUAAAAGAUGGUCUUGCUGCUUUUCCUAGUCCACAGGACAUUGCAAAGAAAAUAGUCAUGAGUUUGAAGCACCCAUAAGGCUGUAGAAUACAGCUGCCCCUCUCUGUCCAGUGGUAAACACACCAGUAAAUAAAACACAGUAAAUUGGUAUUUAAGAACAGUACCUCAGGAGCAAUGACCUCUCCGGGUGUAGAAUACAGCUGCCCCUCUCUGUCCAGUGGUAAACACACCAGUAAAUAAAACACAGUAAAUUGGUAUUUAAGAACAGUACCUCAGGAGCAAUGACCUCUCCGGGUGAUGCUUGCUCCUGGUCAGGGGGCGACUGCCAAAUCUGCGCACCAGCACAAACCUUCUGUGGGGCUGACAGGCGUUGAGUGGUGCCCAGCCCAUGUGCAGGCCUAGGGCAGAAUGGCCUGUUUCAUCCUGUGAGGUCAGGGAUGGUGGUGCCCAUUCACUCCUGAGGGCUGCUUUCCUGAGCCACGCACCAACCCAUAGCUUGUGCUCCACUUGCAAUGGUGACACAUGCAAAUGCAGGUUGGAUGGUAUGUGGGCUGUGUCUGUACAUCUGCCUUACAAUGCAUAAGCACGAGAGCUCUCUCUGAUAGUGAGCAUUAACAACAGCAAUGAAUGGUAUCUCUAGCUUUUAUCUUUAAAUGAAUACAUUUCUUUGCUUGGACCUUACAUUAAGGCUAAAGAGCACCUUGGUCAGAAAAAUAAUGUUCCAUGUGGUGGUGUCCCACUUCCAGUCCUACUGUCCCAUCCUAGUGCCUGUCAGAGAAAGGCACAGCAGAAUGUACUCAGCUCUAUCAGCAGCUCCAGAAAAUGGCUUUAUAGCCUGGCACCAGGGUGCCCUCUUAAACAGUUUCCUGGAGCCCUUGGUCUUAGGAAAAUCCUUAUUUCCUGUUAAGUACAAAAAGAAUGUUUUAUUUGUAUCUAAUGUAAGGAUUUCUGUAAUUAAACUGUGAAAAAGAAAAAGAUAAUGAAUUAACAGAAAGUACAGGGCUGAAAAGGUCUAGAAUUCACAAAUUGUACUCAAGCCUAUGUUUCUGAAGACAAAUCUAUGCAGUUGUGUUGUAUUGUAGGAAAUUUCAUUUUUAUGUACAUAUAUAUAUUGUAAAUAAAUAGGAUGCUGUAUAUUUUUGCAGUUGUUUAUCCCCUAUGAUAUAGAAGUGUUGAGAUAGGCUCUGCAUAUUAAGAAUAAAUUUAAUACAUAUCCAAAUACUUCUGACUUUCUCCCAGGAGUUCACAAGUUGAAUACUAAACUUGAAAUUAUAAUUACAUUGCUAAUCUAACAAGAAAAAGAGAAUUUAAAGGUCCAGUGAAAUGUUUGGGAUUAAUUCCAGUGUAUGACUUCCUGUUUUCUAAACAGCAAGUUAUCCAGUUUUCCUUCUGGGUGAAACAUCUCCAUUGUAAAGGGCCCCUUUGAUACCCAGAUACCUAUUACCUCCUUAGAUGAGGACGGGUGGUAGUAGUGCUGAAAAGGGUUUAUGCAGAACCCAGAGCAAACUGCAGCCAGCAAUCUGACCCUGUAUUAUGCCAUGUUGUAUCCAGAUGUGUAUUUACCCAAGUAGUACAAACAGAAGCUAGAGUGGGACUUUUGCAUCUUCAUUUUCAGCCACCAGAAAUGCCUGUAGUUCAGAAAAAAUACUACAAGCCAGGGGUUGACAGCAACCAGAGCAAUUUGUGCCAUUUCUAGCCUGCUUUCUGCAGAGUCCUGCAAGUGCUCCUCUGCUGCAGAGCCAGGCAAGCUGUUAUCAUACAAUCAAAACACUGAGGCUGACAGAGCAUCCCCAGCUAGGGACUGCUUGAAAAUCCUUCCCUGUGAACAGGCAUAAGCCAGUAUUUUGGACAUGGGACUGCUGUGUGUCCAGCAGUGAGGAGUCCCCCAGGAGGGGGGAAUCAUGUAUGUCCUUAGAGUGCCUCUGUUCUCAAGAGCCUUGCAUAGACUUUUCUCACUGGUAAAGCACAGAAAUGUGGGGUUUAGGAUUGCUGAAAAAUAGAGGUUGAGAGAUGUAUCUAAAAAUAACUGUUAUCUAUUUCUGUGUUUGCUUUGUGGUCUUGGAUGAAAAUGAAACUUGAAAUAACAUUUGCUUUCACUGUUAAGCACAAAUUUGAGGAGAAAACCUGGAUUCAGUCACUUCUACAGAGCUUCUCAAAUUAAUACAAGUGUAUGUUUUGUUUUAAGUGUUAUAGCCAACAAAAUAUAAACUGUAAAGGUAUUUUUCCACAAGACUUGAACUUUAACUUGUUUAUAGAAACCUGUUUUUAGUGUCCCAAGCUAUGUUAAGGCUCAUCGAGAUCCAGUAUAAACAAUAGUGUUUGAAUGGUGUACAAUUGAUAUGAGCUUGUCUCUAAUAGAUUGCUGAAGUGAGUCAUUGGUAAUAUUUUGCUCCUGCUAACAUCACCAUACUUUGUGCUGCUCAUAUCCAAAUAAACGAUGCAGUUUUUCAGUUUCUGUGUGUAAAUAAAAAUUUUAAAAGUGUAUUAAGUUCUAUAAUCUCUCUGUUACCUCUCUAGUUUUUAAACAUUAAAAUUGUGAUCUAAACCAG
Pogoniulus pusillus (Red-fronted tinkerbird) is the source of this 7756-nucleotide messenger RNA. RefSeq names its product solute carrier family 38 member 1 (gene SLC38A1). The transcript has 16 exons. Gene Ontology annotation, biological process: L-glutamine transport; amino acid transmembrane transport. Gene Ontology annotation, molecular function: L-glutamine transmembrane transporter activity. The coding region runs from base 172 to 1644 and encodes 490 amino acids. Gene Ontology annotation, cellular component: plasma membrane. The record is from RefSeq and is a predicted model, not a curated record. Lineage: Eukaryota; Metazoa; Chordata; Aves; Piciformes; Lybiidae.